UGCGCGCGCAGCUGGCGGGUGCGCGCGGGGUCGGGCGGGAGGUGCGUCAUGCAGUCAGAACUGAGCAUUCGCUUUAAUGAUGGGGGAUACAAAAACUGGAUUAAAGCGGGUUUGUGUCUGCAAAAAAUUCGGGACUGUAUCCUCGGCUUCGUAAUUACAGAAAUUGAGAAGUUCCACCAGGUUCUUCUCGGCACCAACCCGAAUCUGCGGCAAGGAAUCUGUAAGAAUUCUUGCAAAUCCCACGGAACAAAGUUUCAGACAGCCUGCUUUGUAUGCAGAGAAUGGAAAAAGGAAAUUCUGAGGCAUCAUACUGAUCAAAAUAGUACGAUAUACUGGGGGAACUGCUGCCCUUUGUUGUGGCCUACAAAUGCAUGGGAAGUUGCAAAAGUCUACAUGCCUCGUGGGCAGGCCAACAGACGGGGACCAGAAAACUGUGAUGCAGCAGCUCUUUUGAACCUUUUUAUUUUUUGCGAUCACUUUCACUUUGAACGGCGAAAAGUAAUUGAGGUGAUUAAAUGCCGUAAUGACCUGAUGCAUUCCAUAGAAAUGAGUGUUUCGGCAGAAUGGUUUGAAAACUAUAAACGGAAGAUCCUUAUACUUCUAAAGGAAUUUGAAAGCAUCCCUGAAGCAACAGCAGCAAACAAAAUGAUACAUGAGGUCACAUCAUCUGACUGGAAAGUUAAAAUGACAGUGACUGAUGCAGUGGAUGCUACAGUGAGGUUUACAGAUGAAGAGAUUGGUGUUGGAGAGAUUUGUAAUAUUGAAUUGAACUUGAUUAAAGAAUGGGCAGAGGAGCUGAACUUUGCACUAGAGGAGCAAGAGCCUUUACAGCAGCACUUGAACAGUUUGAAUAGAUUCAAGGAAUUUUUGAAACAAAAUAAAGAGCUUGAAAGUGAGCUACAUAAAGAGCUGCAGCAGUUAUUCAUUCUUGAGAAGAGAUUGAAUAAUGGCAAGGAUUUGUGAAGAUUCAAGAUGAUAGGGAGUGAAGACACGACAUAAAAAAGAGUUUUCUCAGGGACAGUAAACUGCUAGCUCACUCGAUUGAACUACAGAUUGUAAAUCAUAGGCUCCAACAGCUUCAAAAAGAAAACCAAGACAAAAGGAAUGAGUAGAAGACGUAGAAAAACUGAAAUCUUUGACUAUCUGGAAGAUGUUGCCUGAGGAACCGUUGUUCACUGGCACCAACUUAACCAGAAGAUUCUAAAGCAUUACAAAACAUUAAGGUUGAACAUCAUUUUGAAGAUGCUGAUUUUUAAAAAAAAAUACUUACAUUUAUGUCUUUUCUAAGGAGUGUAGAAAUAUUACAGCUGAAUGCCUGCUGACAAUAUUAAAGGACUAAAAAUAGAUGUCCUGCUUUAUUAUAUAUUGACCUGGAUUUUCCAGUGAGAAUGACAGCAAAAUGAUUAUUGUUCACCACUGUAAACUGAAAUAUUCAAGUGCAAGCAUAUGUGCAGAUUACAGCAGAAACCAAAGAGAGCAGAUGGAGAAAGGCAAAAUGAUUAGGAUUAAGAUUAAAUAUAUUUUUGUAGUUAACUGUCAAGUUCAUUGUGUGAGAAGUGAACAUUAUGAGUAUCCCAGAAAUGCUAAUGACAAUGUAUGUGAAUUGGGAGUUUUAGUACACUUAGCUUUUCAAAUAUUCAGGCAUUGGGUGCCAAGAAUAUAAUAAGCUGAUUACUGAACCAGCUGACUCUGACUCUGGAAAGUCUUGACUCCUUUCCUCUUCCUUUUCAGUCCUGAUGAAGGGUCUCAGCCCGAAAAGUUGAUUGUUUACUCUUUUCCAUAGCUGCUGCCUAGCCUGCUGAGUUCCUCCAGCAUUUUGUGUGUGUUGCUUUGAAGUUAAGCAAGUUUUGCUUUGAGUAUACUGUAUAUAGUCCUGACUUAAGCCCAGUGAUAUUUGGCCACAUAACUUAGUGCUGCUAGAAAGUUUGUGAAUACUGUAGAAUUUUCUCUAUCUCUGCAUAAAUGUAACCUAAAAUGUGAUUAAAUCUUCAUGUAAGUCCUAAAACUAGAUAAAGAGAACCCAGUUAAAUAAAUAAAACAAAAGAUAUUAUACUUGUUUGUUUAUUUAUUGAGAAAAAUGAUCCAAUAUUAUAUGUAUUUGAACCUCUAGGGUAAUGCCUUCUACAAAAGCUAUUUGGAUUCAGGUGUUCCAAUCAAUGAGAUAAGUUUGGAGGUGUGGGUUGUAAAGGUGACCUGUCCUAUAAAACAGACACACAAAUUCAGGUUACUGACAGAGCCUGCUGUUCUCAAAGAUUUGUUAAUGUGCAAUCGAAACAACUUUCAGAGGGCCUUAGAAGAAGAACUGUGAGAUGCGUAAACUUGGAAAAGGCUACAAAAGCAUUUCUACAGACCUGAGUGUCCCUCAGUCCACAGUAGGAGAAAUGCUCUACAAAUGGAGGAAAUUCAGUACUGUUGCUACUUUCCCUAGGAGUGGGCAUCCUGCAAAGAUCACACCAAGAGCACAACGUGCAAUCUAAAAGAAAUGAAAAAGAACACAAAGUUAACAGCAAAAGACCUGUAGAAAUCUCUAAACUUGCUAAAGUCUCUGUUCAUGUGUCCACUAUAAGAAAAACACUGAACAAGAAUGGUGUUCUUGGAAGACACCAUGGAGGAAGCCACUGCACUCCUAAAAGACAUCUCAAGUUUGCAAAUGACCACCAGGAUGUCCUACAAUGCUUCUGGGACAAUGUUCUGUGGACAGAUGAGACAGAAAUUGAAGUUUUGGGCAGAAAUGCAUGCUAUGUUUGGAGGAAAUAGAGCACUGCACACCAACACCAAAAUCUCAUUUUAACUGUGAAGCAUGGUGGAAGGAACAUCAUGGUCUGAGGCUGCUUUGCUGCCUCAGGGCAUGAACAGCUUGCAAGUGUUGAGGGAACAAUGAAUUCAAAAUUGUAUCGAGACAUUUUACAGCAGAACGUCAGGGUAGCAGUCCAUCACCUGAAGCUUAAUAGAAGUUGGAUAAUGCAACAGGGCAAUGAUCUGAAAGACAAGAGUAAAUCAACAACAGAAUGGUUUAAAAAGAAGAAAAUUUGUGCUUCGAAAUGGCCAAGUCAAAGUCCUGAUCUUAAUCCUAUAGAAAUAUUGUGGAAGGACCUGAAGCAAGCAAUUCAUGCAAGACAGCCCACUAACAUCCCAGAGUUGAAGGAGUUUUGACCUAAAAUUCCUCCAAGCCAAUCUGCAGGACUGAUUUAACAGUAACCAGAAAUGUUUGGUUGAAGUUAUUGCUGUACAAGGGGGUCACAACAGUUACUGAAAACAAAGGUUCACAUACUUUUCCCAACAAAUACAUGUAAUAUUUGAUCACUUUUCUGAAUAAAUAAACGAAAAAGUACAAAGCUUUUUGUGUUAUUUAUUUAAUAGAGUCUCUUUAUCUAGUUUUAGGACUUGUGUGAACCGCUGAUCUCAUUUUAGGUCAGAUUUAUGCAGAAUGAGAGGAAUUCUACAGGGUUCACAAACUCUAGCACGACUAUAGAUUUGGAUGAGGUAUCAAAAAAUUGUGUUCUUGGUCAGUUCAGGCCAGUCCAUCAUCUCAUCAACAUCUGAUCAUCUUCUGGGAUGAAGCAGCUCCUUUAACAGACCCUCCAUUAAUCUGCCUAGGUGUUUAGUUCUUCCAUGGUCAAUGACAGUGCCUGCGGUGUACACCAUCUACAAAACAUACUGCAAUUUUCUCCCAAGCUACACAACAACAAUGCCAAGCUUUCAGCUACACUGAGAGGUGUAGGGAGUUCAUGAGAACCUCAUGAGUGUAGAUUCUCUUCUUUCUCACCACAGCUGUCAUUGUUCAUUUUGGUCCUUCCUGAGUAGCACUGUGGUAAUCCUUCACGAAGGCAAUAGCUUUUCUCAAUCACCUUCUCAAGAACAAUUGGGCAUGAGCAGUAAAUACUCCCCUUGCCAGCUAUACCCACAUCCUGAAAAUGAUUAAAGCAGCUACUUCAUUAGUCCAAUUAAAAUCUAGGUAGUUGAAGUUUUAUUUUUCAAUGUGUGCUAUGCCUUGCCAAUAUUCAAUGUGCCCAUUUCUAAAUUUCUGUAGCCACAUUGUAGUCUGGUUCCUCUCAGUACAUGAUUGCCUCUAGCUCCUUUAUUUUAUUAGUGAUACUGUUUACAGAUCAUUUAACUUAUUUUAAUAGGAUUUCCUUUCAAUUUAUGGUUAAACAUCUUACACUUCUAUUACUUUCCUUUAUAUUCAUCAGCCUGUUAUUCUUCCCUAUACGUUUUUUUUCUUGUUUCAUACUUAGACAGCUGUAUUUCUUGUAAAUUUACAUCAGUUCCAUGCCUGGGGUAAAAUAAAAUUUAGUAACAGCCAUUUGCAUGUUCAUUUACCUUACUGAUGUUUUUUGCAUUUUCAAAGCAUGUUUAUAACAUAAGGAUGUUUACACCUUGUGUCAUCUGUCUGUUUUGCUUUUAUGUGGGUUUGACCUGUUAAUGACUUCUCGCCCUCAUUAUCUCAAAAUUAGAAGUCCAGAAGAGAUGUUACUAGAGUCUUUGGAUAUGUCCUCAUCACAUCCAUAAUGAUUACA
Hypanus sabinus (Atlantic stingray) is the source of this 4517-nucleotide messenger RNA. RefSeq lists its product as uncharacterized. The record is from RefSeq and is a predicted model, not a curated record. Bases 49 to 963 code for a protein of 304 amino acids. The transcript has 7 exons. NCBI's taxonomy places the organism in Eukaryota, Metazoa, Chordata, Chondrichthyes, Myliobatiformes, Dasyatidae.